GAAACAUGUCCGAGGUUGACCGGCGACCGUACUGCCCCGGCGGAAAACAUCGGCGUGUCGGUGCCGCCGAUGCGUGCCCACCCAGCAAGAUGGCUCCUCUACGGGGCGACACUCGGUGUUUGAUGUGAAGUUAUUUACACACCAGGGAAUCUCGCGCCGCGCUCUCUCAAGAGCCGUGUAUGCACAGCAGCCGUGUCGCCGCGUCGACGCGUCGCGGUGCCGCCGCGCGUGUUUCAUAGUGGUAGCGCCGAUUUUCACCGCGGUCGGUUGUCGCGGGUGGUCGCGCGUCAAAUCGCGGGUGCUGGCGUAAACGUCACACGUCGCGACGUCAAACGCCGUGCCGUGUCGCACCGAGCCGCGCCGAGUGGACCGGAGCGGAGCCAAGAAAGACGUAUACGCGGUGACGCCGCGAGGAGGAGCGAGGCGUCCCUGGGUCCAGCUGACGAAAACGACGACGACGAGGAAGUAACAACGACGGGAACGACCACGCACCCGCACGGUCGGGCUCCAGUGACGACGGAACGACGAAGCGCCUCUCCUCCUCUCCCGAGGAGACAACCCCGGUGCGCUUUCCCCUCACUACUCAGAUACACAGUGCCAUUCCAAAGAACCAUUGCUCACAGCUGUGCUAAACUGUAAACGCUAUGCUUAACGAUAGAUAGUGUUUUAAGGCUCUGUGUUAUUUAUAUAUUUAAACGACGUAACGCUAUUAAUCGCGUCUCUCUCUACCGUAAGAGCUUUACGCUAGAGUAGAGAUAAUUGUACGAGAAAUUGGAUGGGAAGAAAUCAGCCGCGUUUGUACAUAAAGCCUGAGAUUAUUCAUUAAUGCGAGCAAGCAAAUUGUGAUUCAAAUCAACUUAGCGAUGUUACCAAAGGGAGAUUGAACCAAUUUUCUACGCAAAGCUCUAGAUUUGAAGGAAGUAGAUAGAAUAUGACCAAAGGUGUAAAGACAAAUCUGCGCUGGUAGCGAAUUUUCUCUGGUGAGAACCUCGCUAUGUCUUGAGCAACGUGAUUUAGAGAAGGAGGAAGAAAUAAAGGUUUAUUUUGACAUUUACUACGAGCGGUAUACCAUCGCGUGCUAAACAUGGCGAGGAAAAGUGACAAUGCGAAGAGCAUCAAUAUCGCGGUGGUUGGGCUUUCCGGCACAGAGAAGGAUAAAGGACAGGUCGGCGUCGGCAAGUCAUGCCUGUGCAAUCGCUUCAUGCGCUCCAUGAGCGAUGACUACAACGUGGAGCAUAUCUCGGUGUUGUCACAGUCUGACUUCAGCGGACGUGUUGUAAACAAUGACCACUUUUUGUACUGGGGUGAAGUGAUGAAAACGGCAGAGGACGGGACGGAGUUUCAGUUUCAAGUUAUAGAGCACACGGAAUUUAUAGACGACGCGUCUUUUCAGCCCUUUAAGGGUGGCAAAAUGGAACCGUAUGCAAAGAGAUGUGCCGCCACGAAAAUCACAAGUGCGGAAAAGCUUAUGUACAUCUGUAAGAAUCAAUUAGGCAUAGAGAAAGAGUACGAGCAAAAAGUUCUACCGGACGGUAAAUUAAACAUUGAUGGAUUUCUGUGCGUGUUCGACGUGAGUCUCGUGCCAAACAGAGCAAUAGAAAAGCAAGUUGAGAUUGUGGCAAAUAUCUUGAAUAAUUUGAUGAAGACGAAGAAGCCGAUAGUGCUGGUAACGACCAAAAAUGACGACGCGAACGAGCAGUUUGUCAAGGAGGCCGAGAAACUGAUAAUGCGCAAGGAGUACAAGGGAUCGAUCUUGAUUAUCGAGACCUCGGCGCACGAGAACAUCAACGUAGACUUGGCGUUCAUGAUUCUGGGACAGUUAAUCGACAAGACGAAGAUGCGCAGCAAGGUAGUACCGUUUGCCGAGGCAGCCAGAGGCAGAAAGGAGCUCUUGGACGCGUCAACGGAAUCGUUGCAGAGAUUAAUCCGGAUACAUGUGACCGAUUAUCGCGCCUUAUGGUCACAGGCCUCGAAGAAACUUUCACAGCUGAAAGAGUUCACCAUGUUUGUCGAGUUAUUUGGUAUUGAAGCGACGCAGAGAUUAUUUAGAAGGCAUAUCAAGAAACUGAAAGAUGAGCAGAUAGCGAAAAAAAUACAAGGCUACCUGGAUAUGUUACCGGAUAUACUUCACGAGAUCUGUCCUGAUGUAUCGAAUUUAAUUAACGAAGAAUGGUCGGCAGUGCAACAAUACAUAAAGACUCAUCCCGACUUUGAUCAGUAUUUCUACGAAUGUCCCGAAGACAUACCGUGGAUUGAUUGUGAUUUUGGGGAGAAUAACGGUACAAAAAUUCCGUACGACGUGCUGGAAACUCCCGAGGCGGAAACUGUAUUUAAAAAUCAUAUAAACGCUUUGCAGCAAGAGCAACGGCGACUAGAACUUCCGAAAAGGUGGAAGAAACAAUUUAAGCAAUUGUUGGAGGAAACUGGCUACGUUACGCCUGGGAAACAUUUGUCUGAAGUUAGAGUUUUAUUUAUGGGAAGAGAAUGUUUCGAGGAACUUUCACAUCAUGAUUGUCAAGAAAUUUAUGAUCAGCAUCAGAAGGAAAUUAUUGAAAAGGCAAAACACAAUUUUCAAGAACUAUUGUUGGAACACGCCGAUCUAUUUUAUCACUUCAAAAGUAUAGCUCCAUCUGGAACUAUUACGCAGGAUGAUAUAAAAGAAAUUACAGACGCAUUAUUGGAUGAUUUUAGAUACAAAGCGUUAGAUAGAUUAGAUCAAGAUAGAAAAUUAAUGUUAUUUCAACAUUUGGGAUUUGUACAUUGUCCUAUACGGGAGCACUGCCCCGCUUAUCCAAAUUGCAUGGACGCACUUAUAGAAAGAAUACUCGGAACAAAAGCUCACAGACCUUCCUCAUGGAAUCACAGUAGCCAGUGGCAGUUAACAUCGGACAACAAUCAGUUAAAUUUAGUUAUACUUGGAAGUAACGGGCUAAGCGAAGAGUUUGCUCGUGAAAUAAGGGCACAAACCGACGACGACGAAGUGGAAAUAGAUUGUCAACUAUACACUCUCGGAUAUCGCAUCAUAGAUGGUGAUGUCGGGCUUCCGCACAAUUCCUUCACUACCUCCGAUUUCAUGCCACAUGGUAAACAUCGUUGCAGUAAAUUCUGCGGAUCUUUUUGUAUCUAUUCAAAUGAAGAUUCAUUCGAGUACAUUCGAUCUUCUUUAGAGAAAACCUUGUUAUCAAAUCUAGAACAAGAGGAUAGACUACCAUUUCAAGGUUUACCCAUUGUAAUAAUGUUUAUACCAGAACCCAGUAUUGAUGAAAUGGAGGCUAUGAAACUCAGAGAAGAGGGACAAAAUCUCGCUGACAGUUUGCAGUGUCCGUUUAUCGAUGUUUGCAUUGACGAUCUGGAGCAGGAGAAACAUAAAAGAUUUCCGACUUCACUGGUAAAGGAUGCGUUGCAGCAACUGAUACAAUCCAUAAAUCAUAGAGCGGGUUUUUUAAACAUAUAUCAAAGUGUUAUCGAAUGUCUGGAGCCUGACAUUAGGAUAAUAAUGUGUAUGUUCUGUGGCGAUCCUUACUCGGUUGAAAACGUUCUCGGUCCUUUACUCAAUCAUCAGUGUUGCUUUCUCAGUGGUGACAGAUCUAUAGUUUUGGAAACGUUUUUGGGAGAAUGUAAACGCCGAGUUGAAGUUAUUAUCUCGAGUUUUCAUGGAGCUAAUGCGUUUAGAGACGAGUUAGUGCACGGUUUUAUACUCGUGUAUUCCACGAAAAGGAAAGCCUCUCUCGCGACUCUAAAUGCCUUUUCCACCAACAUACCAAAUCUGCCGAUACAAAUAAUGGCUGUGACCGAUACUGGUGGUGCAAAUGCUUUCUUCAGUAACGACUUGAGUCAUCUACUUAUCACGGAGGGAAACGCGAUUGCAGAUAAAUUGGAGGCGCAUUUUAUGACGUCCGCAUCCAGUUGUCAACAAAAAACCGCGUUUUACACACCCUUCUUCAAAACGGUGUGGGAGAAAAAACCAGAGAUUGAGCAGGCGUUUAACAUGGAGGAGCCAGGGAAUUUGAAUGACAGCGGAGAGGGCACCCUGGAGUAUUCGGCUUUACAUCCGAUGCCACCACCGCGACACGAGAGCUAUCAUCUUCAGACACCGGAUGAUGGUAUGUCUGUAACUUUUAGAAGCGGUUCCGAGUCGUACGAACAGUUGACACCCGACGGUGAUUUAGGUGACACUGGUUUGACGGAACAAUUCGCUGAUCACAGAGCUACGCCGAGCGAUGACAGUGACAUUUACAGCCAGGUUGACUUCUAUCGGGAGGAAAGAGAAAGAGAUUUAAUGAAAAAUGAAGACAUUACAAAUAAACUGUCUGGGUGGGUAAAGGACACAUUCAUGCAUCAAGACGGAGUUACCAACAGUUAUUCGCACAGAGCCUUUACGACGGGUCGACGAUACAUCUCCCAACCUAAGCCACGGCCUAAGGGCAACAGUCAGACCCUGAAGCAGCCUGGGAAGAUCAAUCUGAAGGACUUUUCCAAUGUAACGGAUGUGAUAGCUAGGAUGACGAUCGGUGAAAAAGACGAACACGGCUCGAAAUUGAUGGGUCACGCUCCUCUCGCUACUCCGGAACUGGUGGACCUCGGCUCUGAGUACGCGCAGGUGAAGGACGUCGUUCCGAACAUGUAUUCGGCCUACGAUGGCGAUUAUAUGUACGCCUUGGUACAAGAUUCCAUUAGCAACAAUAAGUCCAAAAUGCGUCACCGACGUGAAAAGGGACAGCCAUCGUACAGCGAUUCUGAUUCGGAGUGGAGCUCUUUGGAGAGACAAAGGGCGACGGAUGUUCUGGGCAAGGGGAAUAAGAAGCCCUCGACUCACAAACGAAUACGCAAGAAACGCACGGCGAUACCAGUUGCGACGCCAAAAGUGCCGUCACUGGGCAGCAUGGGUAGUGGGGACGGUAUUGUCGGGCUGAACUAUAAUAUAAAAGACGAUAAAAAUUGGCGUGUUGAUCCCGCGGAAAGAGUAUCUAGCGAAACGCCCGAUUCUUCCGAAUCGAGCGAUCCGGAACACACGUCGAGGUCCAGAUCGAAACAAUAUAAAUACGCCGCGGCUAGUUUGCGGAAAAGAUUUUCCGGAAAUUCUCUGCAACAGCAAUACUUGCAACAUCCGUUUAAUAUGAAACACAUGACGCAGGAGAUGUUCAGCGCCUCCUCUAAACAAAGGGGUGAAAAUACGUUUGGCAUUCCAGAUGACGAAUCAAGUCUAGAUGUCUCUUCGCCUCGUGAAAUUAAUUCUCCUAGUUUUGGUAUAUUGAAUAAGUCAAAGGACAGCGACAAGCUAACCAGGAAGAAAGACAAACAAAAGGCAAAGGAGGACGAAAAGUUGGAAAAAAGAAGGCAAAAAGAGGAGAAGCUCAAGAAGCACGCAGAGAAGGAGAAGGAGAGGGAAAAGAAGAAACAAGAGAAAAUAAAACAGACGAAAGGUCCGGGAGGAACACCGAUCUCGGGUCAAUCGCACCAACCUUUGAUCGAAGAUUUCGCACAAAGUGACACGAAUCGAAUACCUUUGUUUCUCGAGAAGUGCGUGCGAUUUAUCGAGGACGAGGGAUUGGACUCGGAAGGGAUAUACAGAGUGCCCGGUAACCGUGCACACGUGGAAUUGCUUUUCCAAAAGUUCGAAGAAGAUGGUAACGUCGACAUACAUUCGUUGGAUAUUCCUGUAAAUGCUGUCGCUACAGCCCUGAAAGAUUUCUUUUCCAAGAGAUUACCACCGCUCAUCGACAAAGAACGCAUGAGCGAACUGGAAGAUAUAUCAGGUGCACGAGGUAUUAGCAAACCUAUGUCGGCUACUUGUAUGAACAUGGAAGAUCGAAGUGGGAGACUGUUAGCCUUGCGUUUGAUGCUCAACAAGUUAAAUCCAGUGAACUUCGACGUUCUCAAAUUUAUUUUCCAGCACUUUGUGAAAGUUGCGGAGAAUUGUAAACUCAACAGUAUGGACAGCAAAAACUUGGCGAUUUGUUGGUGGCCUACGUUACUACCAAUCGAGUUCAACGACCUCGGUAGAUUCGAAGCUAUGAGGCCGUACUUGGAGGACGUAGUUCAGACAAUGAUCGAUCAAUAUCCUUUCCUGUUCUGCGGUGAGGAUGCCGUUGUAAUGGUGUAGUGACGAAAUGCAUUAUCCGGCCAUGCAGUGUAUGGUAGGUCUCAGCGUCUGUGCGACAUAACUGCAGUACUUCUUGUGACAACAACGGUAAUGGAAGCGGCGUGUCUGAAGGCUGAGACCUCGCGAUAGCGCGCCUGUUUCACAAAGUGAUUUGAUAUAAUUUUUUAAUACGUUGUCGAUACAAAUAUUGCGAUACAGGCAUUUGGUCUCAACAUGUAAUUUGUAUUAAUACUAAACUUCGCUCUUUGGCGCAUUCGUAAGAUAUAACUGAUACAAGUUCCACGUAGACGCAACGUGGACGAGUAAAGUCUCUAUUUUUAAGUUUAAUUAUUCGCGUUUGUUUCAUUUCACGGAGUGUGCGACAAACAGGAGAGAUUUCCCCUUGUGUGGAAUUCGAUCAAUCAAAUGGUCCUAAGAUGAUAACGAUUGUCCGUGUGGCGGGGAUCAGAUAAUAAUGCAAGCAUAAUAAGAGUCAAUCCAUGUGUCAUAACAGUAUGCAUGUAUCAUGUUGGAUGUAUCCAGAGCGAUGUAUUUAUUGAUAUUGAUAUUAGAGAUGUAUGACUCGAUAUUUGAUAAUAGCGAUAUUAGCUUUACAUAGUUAAGAAAGUAAGAUCGAUGUUGCUUUUUUUAUUCGCUUUUUUUCGCUCCGUCUUUCCGUUCUCUUUCUUCGUGUCUUCUUGUCCACAUUGCCAAGAACGAAAGUGCUGAGCGCAAAGUGACGUCAUUAAUGUAGUCUCGUUAAAGAGACUGUUAUUAGUAUUUAAAAGAGGGCAUGUCCAGCCCUCACAUUUACGAAAGAUACGAAACUUAUAUAAAACGAGAUUUAUCGUCGAAUUAUAUAUAUAUCUUACAUAGCAACGAUAUCAAAAAUGCAUUUUUAGCCAGCAUUUUUAGCCAAUUUUCUUUUUUAGCCAAUGCACAAAUAAGUCGCCCCUCAGGUAUAUUUACAUUUGCAUUUUAUCGGUGUAGAUUAUUGUGCAAGAGUUUUUAAAUAAUCUAUCGUAUUAUCAGGGGCUGAGCAAACUCAAACGAUGAUACAAUUCGUAUAUUCAUUCCGUCUGAAAAAGAGUAAAGUAAAAAUGAAAAAAAAGGAAGAAACACGAAAAACGUUACAUGUAAUUGCACAAUGUCUUGACAAAUAACGAUAACGUGCGUUAUGCGAAAAAGAAAACGAUAGGAUAGAGAUAAAAAGGGAAAGAAUGUUUUGACAAGAGUCUCGUAUAUGCAACAUACACACAGCAGACACAUAAAGGUGGAAUCGAAAUAACUUAAGAAAUACUUAGAGCUACGAACAUGGAUAUUAAGAUUUCUUAAAGCGGAUAUGUACAUAGAAAUCUAAUUUAAGAUACAUGAAGUUCGUAAGAUAUGAGAAAUGCUAAAUUUAUAGUGACUUUUUUGAGAGUAAAAAAAGUUUGUUUUAUGCAAGGAGCUGAUUUUAUCGUUUGUAUCUUCGCAAAAAAAAAGAAAAAAGGCGCAGCGAAAAUAUUUAUUAGCACGCAACCUUUGCACAUAAGAGAUUUAAGAGAUCGUUGAUUCAAUUAAAGUAAACAGAAUUAUAUUAUGUAACUUUUUACAUUGGAUCGGAAACACGCAUUCGGUUUUUUUUUUAGCUGUUCGUUUUUCAAAUUCGAAUCCGCGCAUCCAGAGGGUCAUUUUUAAUAAGUGUGCCAUAACUUAAACUCGAUAUUAAUGAUCGUAAUGACAAAUGUCCUUGCCUUUCGGCGGCUCAACAUUCGAAAGUAAGCAUGUCAUUUAUAAGCGCUUGACCGCGCACGAACGUUCGCGGACGCAUUGCCGAGAGAUACUUAAAUAUCGCCUCUGAAUGUUGGAGCCAUUAUGAAUAAGGGAAGAUAAAAAAAGAAAGCGACAACGGUACAUAGACGCAUACCCACGCGCACACACGUACACUUUUGUAAUUCAAGGAUUAAUCACAAACAUUCCCGUAAGAAACGUCGAUGUUACUUUAUAAUCUCGCGAGAGACGCGUUUUAAUUAAACUGAGUCCGUAAUUUCAGGAGUAAAAUUUAUAAGUAAAAUUUUGAGAGUUUUGUAAAAGACAGAAAGAUAGGGAAAAAAUGGAGAGAUCUCUCUUGUUAUUUGACAUGGACUCAGGAAAACGCGCAUUUCGCGAAAAUAGCUGCUCUGUAUUUGUAAGAAAAAUUGUUGUAAUGAUAUUUCUAUAAUCGAUGCGUCGCAGAAACGCACGCGGCGGAAAGAAGAAAGAAGGAACAGAUCGUACAUUCCCAUUUAGUCAUAAAAAAGGAGAAAAAGAUUUUAUACAUUCAUACGUAUGUAAUUGUAUAAUGUUCUUAAAGUAGCUAGGGAAGGACGUCCGUGUUUCACGUGUGGAAUCUCAAACGUCGAAAGACGACCGUCGACGACGUCGAUGAGCGAAGUAGCGCGUGUCAUUGGCGCAGUUUGAAACGCUUGCUUGGGAGAUAUUUCGAUAUUCUUGUUACCUUUGUCUACUUUACAUGUUGUCCAUUUUACAUAUGUCAAAUGGAUAAUUGUUAAAGCACUUAAGACAUUUUCUCAUAAGAUUACUUGCAAUAACUUUUUCGUUGUUUAAAGAGUUAGAUCAGUGUAAUUGUCUACAAGUAGAAGUAUUUUCUACUUUUUUUUUUUUAUAGAAAAACGUGAGUUAAAAGAAAAUCAUAUACGAUUGAACACUCAAAUUUUCUUAUGUUCGGUGACGUAAUCGUUUUUUGCAAAAUUUACUCGAAAAAUUUUUAGAGAAUAUAUUAUUAAAAUUUUAAGAGAAUAUAGCAUAUUCUCUUAAAGAGAAUAUAGCAUAAGAGAAAAGUAUAUUUUUAAAUAAAAAUGUACUUUAAUAUUGUAAGUAAAUUACAAGUAAAUUAUUUUCAUUAUAUUUAAUAUAAUAAAAUUAUAUUGAAAUUUUUUUUAUAGCUUCUUGUAGCUUUGUCUGAAUACUUUUGUUAGAAAAUGUAUUAAAAUAUUUGUCUAAGAGUAUUAAACGUUUAGAUCGCAUAUAUUGCUAUGUAUGUGUAAUAUGCCCGGGCGUUCCAUGAUCACAUAAAAAUACUUUUUUCAAAUUUUAAUACAAACUGCACUAAAAUAAUCUAAAAAUUAUAUGCUAUUUUUUAUUAAAAAUUGUAAUUUUUAUCUUCUACACUGAUCUAACCUUUUACAAGUUGUGCACAUGCAGUUAAAUAUUCAUGAAAUGUUCAUUAAAUCUUAAAAUAUAAUAUUCCAUAAUAAAAUAUAAUAAACGAAUAUUCCGGUAUAGCCUAAAAUAUUUCGCUAUUUAGUGGAACUGUAUCUUUUGUACAUAAAGUAGCAUUACAUAAAUAUUAUAAUUUUCCAUUUAAUAAUAUUAAUAACAUAACAAUUAAAACAUUAUUGAAUAAAAAAAAUAUAUAUAUAAAAUUUCAAAUACGUCACGUUUUUACAGAGAAAUAGAACGAUUGAACUUUUUUAUUAAGAGUAUUGAAGCAAUUUGUCUAAAAGUUUAUAAUGAACAUAUUGUCGAUUUUAAUUUUUAAUAAAAACACGAAAUGUGAGUUAAUAGAAGAAAUACGCAAAGAAUUAUAAAUUUACAAAAAAGUAGACGAGAUCUCUAAACAAAAUCUCCAAAAAAAAGAGAAAAAAUUUGCGUCAAUUAUAUAAAAAAAAUAUUGUAUAUACAUUUCAAAUUGAUCAAAAACAAAUAUUACGUUAUUACAACAUUACAAUUAACCAAGUUUACACAAGUUUUAAAAUAUAAAAAUAUUUUAUUCUGCACAAAAAAAUUUUAAUAUAGUUUUAAUUAAAAAAUACAACAAAAUUUCAUGCCAUUAUGUUCAUAUACAAUUUUAAAUUUCAUAAAACAACCUUAAAGUAUUAAACAACCUGAAAUGUUUAACGGUGAAAACUGUUAUUAUAUACUGUUUAUAAGAUGAAAUAAAAAGCAUAACGAAAUCUUUCUUACUGAUUUAAACGUUUCAUUAACAUUUGAUCGUUUUAUGAAUAUUUUUAUAUUAUUUUAUAUAUAUGGAAUAUUGGGAAUACAAACAGAACAUUUUAUGAAUAUUUAGCGCUAUCUAAGUUUCUCAGUGUUAGUGCCAAUAGAUCGUUUUUGCUUGUUAUUAAAACGUUAUUAAAACUCUUUCUAACAUCGAGGUUUUAAUCUACGAAAAAUACUGUAAUUUUUAUUCUUGUAAUACCGCGAUUUUUUUAUCUGGAAUUUGCUGUUAAUUCGAUCAUCAACAAAUCUAUCUUGUGUGUGUUUUGUAUAGUACUUUUCAAUCAAUAGCUUGCGAUUUCUUAUAAUAACUAUCGUUUAUUCAGACACUUAGCACGAGCUAUAUGACUAUACUGCGACAAUUGAAAAGAGAGUGCAAAAGUAGCCUGACCCAUCUUGAAAAAAAAAAUUCAAUAUUGACAGAGAAAAUUAUUAAAUUUAAAAUUGCAUUUAUUUGCGUACUCUUUUAUCAAUUCAAACAAACUAUUCUCUCAGAUUUCUAUUUUAAAGGCAAAUACACUUUCCUUCAGAUCUCAAACUAGUUAUUUUAAGUAUAUAAAAUAUUGAGUAUUUUUUAAUGAUAAUUUGUAAUAUUGAGUAUUUUUUAAUGAUAAUUUAUAAAUAAUGUAUUAAAUAUGUAAUCUAUUGAAGUAUUCAGAUGAAUAUUUUUAACUUUUUCACAUAUUUUGUGACAAAAUCUUAUUAGUUUUUGUCAUUUAAUCUAGAAAUCUGAAAUUCAUUAUUUUGACGGGUUGUUCUAGUGUUAUUCUUAAUAAAUUAAAAGUGAGUUACAGACUACUUUUGCACCCGAAUUUUCCGUUUGCAAUCUGUCACAUCCAAAAUGUAACAAUUAAGCAAUAGCAAAGAAACGAAUAUAAUGAUUAUAAAUAUUCAAAGAAAUACUCGACAACAGACACGUGUAACGAUCGUGAAUUCCACGUUUUUCGCGUAGCGUCAGCAUCAUUAACAUUAACAUUUUCAUCAUCAAUAUCAACAUCAACAUCAAUAUCGUCAUCGUCAAUAUCAACAUCAGCAUCAUCGUGUUGUCAUCAUCCCUAGACACGUCCAUCCAUCGAGCGUCUUAUUUCUCGCGAAGCCUAAGGAGAAGGAAACAAAAAUCAUUUUUCUAUGAUACGUCCGUUAAGAUUUCCGCUUAUCCUUUCUCGCUGUCCGACGCCACUGUCCGAAACAUCUCGGCUGGUCUUUCCUCCUCUCGUGUCGAGUUUAAUAACAGAUCCUUAAAUUAUCGUAGCCUGUGAUAAGACGUAGGCGAAAACGGACCCCUUGUUUUCCCUUUAUUUAUAGCAUUGCGGUUUGAUGUACGAGUGUAUUAUAGUUGUACAGUUGCAUCGGGAUGAUGCGUGUUAUAAGCCCUCCCGCUUUCUUUGGGUUUUUGCACAUCGCGUUGCCUCUUAUUCCCUUUCUUCUUCAUUUUCUUUUUUUUUCUCACGUCUGUCUUUCUGUAUCGCUCGUCAUCGUUCUUCGUGAGCUUCACCCGUCCUCGAAAAAUCUCGUUUGUUAUCCGUAGUCUCAAAAUACUGUACGAACACCUCCGAAUCUACGGGCAAUGAUUUUGUGAAGAAAUGUAAGAAACGCGCUUCUCGAUUGUGCUGGGAUCGUCUAUUCAAUACAGCGACCGAACUUUCGUUUAAUUAAUAAAUAAGACAUAAGAUCUCUUUCUCGCGAACACAGAUCAAAGUAUUCACAUGCUGAUUUCUUUCGGCACGCUAACUAAUAUAGCUGUAUUUUUGCGAUAUUUUAUAUUUCGACACAAAAUGCAAACAUUAUAUAUUUGACAUGAUACAUUUUUGUAUUCUUUUUACGAGAAGUUAUAUAUAAUUUUAUAUUUGAAUUAUUUUAUCGAGUUUUACGGGGAAUUCCCUUUUUCAUCUCUCCUAUGCGGGACCUACAUUUCUUCAUAGGAAUGUAAGUGGAACCGGCGAUGUGUGAGUGUUUGAAGCGUGAACUUGAGAGAAUUAAUACUUUUGAGAUUUGAUAGCGUUAGCGAUAACCGCGUUAACCGCGAACUAAUAAUGAGACUCACGUCGAUGAGAGAAAACAAGUUGAUAAGUAAAAUAAGUCAAUCCCUUUUUCUAAUCAGUAGGAAAGCGAUCGAGAUCAGAUCUACGGUUUUAUAAGAAUCUUUGAUAAAUAUUGAAUCGAGGAUAGCUGAUAAUUAAAAUAAUAAUAAUAAUAAUAGUAAUAAUAUUUAAUAGCCGUUUGUAUCGAAGGUGGCUAACGAAUAUUGACCAAGAUAGGAUUGCUAAUUUCUACUUCGCUGAAUCUCUUCAACCGCCUUCAGUUUCGCGCACUGACGAUUUUUCGGCACUUCUUUCUCCUUUCCCUUUUCUUUCUCACUUCUCACUUCAUUUUUUUUAUCUUUUAUUAGUAUUAUUUUGAGACUAUAAUUUUACUAUAUGGUAUUACAAUUUUUCUUUGCUACUUUAUAUAAAAAUUCAUUCACACAAUUAAAAUCUUUUUUAUAUUUUGACAUCAGUGUUUCAUUUCUUGGAACUUUAUUUGUUGCACAGUGUUAAAAUAGCUUAACCCUUUUUAAUGUAGAAAAAUUAUUGAAUAUCAUUUACAUGUCAAAACUUUAACAAUAGAAAAACAACGAAAUUUUAAUUAGCACUUGGAUGAAAAUUUAUUCACAGUAGCAUUCCGUUUAAUAUUAAGAAGUAUAUAUUUAUUUCAUUUUUCCCAUACGUGCAGUUAAAUAGAACAGAUCUUAUCGUGGUUCAACCUAAGCAAAUUUUCGACAAAUACAUGUGAGAAACGAUGGAGUACAAGGAGUGCCAUGUCGCAGUGUCGCUCGCAAAGUAUUGAAGCCGAAACCCGCGUCCGACAUCGCUGAAAGAUUUAUAACCGAUUUCUCGAUUUCGGGAAACUUAUCGCAAGCGUGAUAUCUCCCCUUCUCUCUCCCUUUCCCUUCUCGCUCUAUUCCUCCCCUGCCCGUCCUCGUUUCUUUCCCUCAUGAAUGCGUUUCCACCUUUCCUAAAUUACGCGUUUAUAAAUGUCGUCAUUUAUAUACAUGUAACGAUUUUUGUAAAUAAUCGGUAUACAUAUAUAAAUAUAAUUAUAUAUAUAUAUAUAUAUAAAUAUAAAUAAAUAUAUAUAUAAAUUAUAUAUAUAUGAAACACGCAACGUGUAAAUGGACGGAACCUGUCUUCGUUGUAUCGAUAGUCUUAUAUCAGACUUGUAUAUGAACGGAGGGACUUUUGAUUAUUAAAAGUUUCCUAGAG
This is a messenger RNA of Monomorium pharaonis (pharaoh ant), 13305 nucleotides long. It is a transcript of the gene RhoGAPp190, whose product is annotated as rho GTPase-activating protein 190. Gene Ontology annotation, biological process: signal transduction. The record is from RefSeq and is a predicted model, not a curated record. Lineage: Eukaryota; Metazoa; Arthropoda; Insecta; Hymenoptera; Formicidae. The coding region runs from base 1085 to 6103 and encodes 1672 amino acids. Gene Ontology annotation, molecular function: GTP binding; GTPase activity. The transcript has 24 exons.